CAGUUCUUUGGCAUUGUGAAAGGUAAAUCCAAUGGCGACAAAGAAUGCACAGGACUACUUAGGAAGGAAGGACCCUUAUUAUCCGAAUUUCGAAAAAUUAAAAUCGGCGACCACAACGUCUUGCAUGAAUUGGAAACAAUACGAUACAAUGGACCACAUUGUUUUGUUUGA
Molecule: messenger RNA, 171 nt
Organism: Acaulospora morrowiae
Lineage: Eukaryota; Fungi; Glomeromycota; Glomeromycetes; Diversisporales; Acaulosporaceae
Source: the annotation of a GenBank genome assembly